This is a messenger RNA of Vigna unguiculata (cowpea), 531 nucleotides long. RefSeq lists its product as uncharacterized. The record is from RefSeq and is a predicted model, not a curated record. NCBI's taxonomy places the organism in Eukaryota, Viridiplantae, Streptophyta, Magnoliopsida, Fabales, Fabaceae.
UACUUUUAUAAUCAUCCAUGGCAGACUCUUCUUCUUCAUCUUCUUCUCCUGCUUCAUACAUUCAUUUGGUGCAGCAUCUGAUCGAGAAGUGUUUGAUAUUUCACAUGACCAAGGAAGAAUGCAUGGAAGCGCUUUCUAAACAUGCAAAUAUUAAUCCUGUUAUAACAUCCACUGUGUGGAAUGAGCUAGAGAAGGAAAACAAGGAAUUCUUUGAGCCUUACUACACGAAGUGGAAGCGUAAAGACGAAAGAGUGUGUGAGGAAGAGACAACACAGAUAAUACAGAAGAUGAUCUCAGACUCAGAUUCCUCUAAAGAUGCAAAAGGCCACUAAACAGUUGAAAAGGAUGUGACAUUUGGAUUCUUCACUCCUUCAAAAAACAAAGCCACACUCAUUCUCCACGAUCAUAUGUACAUGGUGUCACUAUUGUUAGCUAUGGUGAUUAUACCUACUCUACUCAGCUACUUCUCAUGCUUUAUUAUGGUGCACGUCACCCAUGUAAUUUUAUCUCAGAUAGAUAUGCAGUAUGGUA